This is a messenger RNA of Salvia hispanica, 660 nucleotides long. Lineage: Eukaryota; Viridiplantae; Streptophyta; Magnoliopsida; Lamiales; Lamiaceae. The record is from RefSeq and is a predicted model, not a curated record.
AUGAAGCCGCGGCGGAAUGCUUGGCACAAAUUCAGCGGUAGCAGGCAGCGGCGGGCGGUGGCGCGGGUCCCUCGGCCGAUACGACGUCAGACGUAUGUCCCGUGCGAGCAUGGCGUAGCUCACGAACGUCUGUUCGCAGAUUAUUUUGCCGAGAAUCCCCGGUGGGGCCCGAAUGUUUUUCACCGCCGUUUUAGAAUGAGCCGAGAUCUUUUGCUCCGCAUUGUGCAGACGUUGGAGGGACGUGAUGAAUACUUCCAGUAUCGGGAAGACGACAUCGGUAGACCCGGACUUACGCCGUUGCAGAAGUGCACGGUUGCGAUCCGGCAGUUGGCCUACGACACCACAGCGGAUAUGUUCGACGAGUACCUUCACGCCGGGGAUACAACUGGCCGCGAAUGUCUUAAGAAAUUUUGUAAGAUAGUUGUGGAGGCUUUUGGCGACACAUAUUUGCGACGCCCGACUGCUGAUGAUUGCCAGAGGCUGAUGAGGAUGCACGAGACGGUGCACGGCUUCCCUGGGAUGCUAGGGAGCAUCGACUGUAUGCACUGGCAGUGGAAGAACUGUCCGACGGCGUGGAGAGGCCAAUUUACAAGCGGCUACAAGGGCAGCCACCCUAUGAUGAUUCUGGAAGCCGUCGCCGACCACCGCCCUCGGAUCUGA